CUUUGAUUUAAAAUGCUUCCUUCUGUCCUCUUUCGCCAAUUUUGUCUAAAAUUGAAUUUUUUUUAAAUAAAAAAAUCCAGAGGUUGUAAGACGAUAAUUGCCACUUUGUUUUGUGCAUAGUUGAUCCACUUUCACUGCAGGGUAUGCUUUUUUAAUUUAUUGGCCUAUUUUUGGAUAGAUUGACCACAUCCGCUCAUUGACGUCACGAACAUUUUCAAACCCGGCCAGAUGCAUUUUUGUUUCAGUGCGGACCUGAUCAAAUUUGUUAACUUCAACUUUUCGAAAUAGAUUUUUUUUUUGUUAACUUCAGUUUAAAAGUGAGAGAGAGAGAGAGCAAAAAAGUCUUGCUUUGGAGUAUUCCACAGUCGCUUUUAUUAUUUUCUUAAAUAGUCCAUGAUGAAAGUCUCUCAAGAUUUGAUUCAGCAAGAGAAGAACGAGUCCGAAGAGAUGGUGUACAGGUCGUCGAAGGCGGACGAGGAGGAGGAGGAGAGGGAGAGCCCGAGCAGCAAGACGCCACACAACGUGUUCAGGAACGAUGGCAGCUUCUUGGAGAUGUUCAAGAAAAUGCAGGAGAAACAGCAGAAGGACAAGGAGGAGGUCGAGGCCGAAAAGUCCGCCGCCUCUUCGUCCAAUACUUCUGCCGCCACCGCCCUGGGCCCUCUCAAGCACCCGUUCGUCGGGAAACGGCGCGGUGGUCGUGUCCUCCCGACUGGCAAAGUGAAAAAGGCCAAAGUCGAGGCCGACUCAGACGAGCCAGCACCGAAAGACGCCUGGUCCGUCUACCUGGCCGAGGUCAAGCGGUACAAAGAGACCACUUGUGAGGAAGAUGGAAAAACUAGGCCGCUUGUCAAAUAAACUUUUGAAUAACCCUCCCUUCUAAUUAUAACUUAUUAUCGGGAGAAUCUUUUUUUAUUUAAUUUUAUUUUUAUUUAAUAUCAUUUGUAGAUAGCACAGAAUUCAAUUUUAUUAUAUAUUACAAUUAAGCUAAGCAAUAUUUUGUAUUUUCUUUUUCUAAAUAAUUAUAAAAGGUCUCCUUUUUAUUAUCAGCUUUCAUCCCAAUAAAUACUUUCAUAGAGGUCUUUAAAAUUUAAAUGUACUUCAAAUAACUUCCACAGUUAUUUAAAAGAAUUCUACAAUUAAAAGAAUAAAACACUGAUAAUUUUUGGAGGCCUCAUAAGUAAUUAAAUCAAGUAUUAAUUAAUUAUAUGUAUCAUAAAUCUCAUAUAUUAAACUAUCAUAGGUUAAUAAAAUUAUUACAAACAUGAUGUGAUAUUUAUGAAAUUACAUAAUUCGCUUUUAUAUAGGCUUUUUAUUACAGUAUAUUUCUACCAUAAACACCACUUUUCCAUAGGCAGUCAUGUCACAUUUCUCGCAUUUUUAUUUAUUUAUUUUUUAUUUGAUUUUUAAAUAUUUGGAACAAGUUUAUAAAUCGAUGCUUGACGUUGAUAAUGACUCAGAAUUUCUCUUUGUGUGGAAUUUUUCUGUUUCUUGGUGUAUGCUGAAUUUUUGUCUUUUUUUAAAAUUUUAUUUAUUAAUUUGUUUUAAGUAUUUAAUAGUCAAGUAUAAGUCUGGGAGCGUUGAUCUGUAAUGCCAUAAUUUUCUUUGGCGUUCUAUAAUUUAUCUUAAAUUUUAAUCUCCUGUUUGCACGAUCAAAGUUCGGCUUAUGCAUAUUCAAUAGAAAUUCACGUGUAAAUGUUAGAAAAUCUAGAUUUAUAAGGACAGUUUGCGAGUUCUUACUUCUCAAAAUAAAUCAAUUGCUCUCAACAAAAUUAGAAAUUUUGAACUUUCUCUUUUGUUAAAAAAUUGUU
Cimex lectularius (bed bug) is the source of this 1808-nucleotide messenger RNA. Its product is annotated as cytochrome c oxidase subunit 6B1-like. The transcript has 2 exons. The record is from RefSeq and is a predicted model, not a curated record. Gene Ontology annotation, molecular function: 3'-5' exonuclease activity; 5'-3' exonuclease activity. Gene Ontology annotation, cellular component: mitochondrion; respiratory chain complex IV. Bases 394 to 855 code for a protein of 153 amino acids. NCBI's taxonomy places the organism in Eukaryota, Metazoa, Arthropoda, Insecta, Hemiptera, Cimicidae.